AUGGGCAUCCGAGAACGGGGCAGUGCAGCAGUGAAGCCGACUGCAAAGAUUCCUUUCGGUUUUUCACUGAUUUGUGUGGUGAUUGCAUCCUUCACGUGUGGGUGGAUUGCCUGCUUCUUGUGGGCCGAAGUGGCUUUAGCCGCUACGGAUUGGCGCCUUGGACUGGAGCUGUCAGCUUGGUCCGUGCCAACACCUCCAGUUGCUUCUUACAGUUCUGGGUCAGUGUCUUCAGACGAUGACGAGCUGGAAGCGGACGAGGGGAUGCCACCUAUGCCACACUUUGCAGGCGAAGUGGCGUCUGAGGUGGAGUCUGAGAUGAUCGAGGACUCAUUCACUAAGGUUGGGCUGAGGGCAGUGAGCUCAUCGGACCAGAGGCUUUGGCAAGACCGUUUGAGCUGGGAGCGCAAAUGCGCUUGCAAGAAGUGGUGCUCUUUGAUCCUUAUGAAGCUCAGCGCCUGGGCUAUUGGACGAACUGUGGCAGCUGGCAGUGGGGUCCAGUACGCUCGCGGUGGGCUCAUGGAAUCUGUGGUGGACUCUUUGGCCAGCCGUGCCACGGCAACUUUGCAUUGCAGAGCUGGUCCAUUGCUGAAAUUUGCCAAGUAUUGGCGUGACAGGGGUGUUGAGUUUUUCCCCAUUCAAGAGGACAUGGUGUACCAGUACAUAAAGGCGCAAACUGGCUGGGCUCCUACAGCACCUCGAUCACUACUGAUUUCGCUGUCUUUUGCAUUCCAUGUUUUUGGAUUGGCAGGUGGAGAUGUUGCAGCAAAGUCGGCGCGUAUCAAGGGUGUAGCUGACUCGCACUAUGCUGACCGCCGUAAGAUUGUGCAGUACAGUGAUGGUUUGCAACUGGUUGAUUUGCACAUUGAUGCACAUGAAACUGGAGCGGGAGAGGGAAAUCCAGAUGAAGAGGAGGCCGUGGUAUCUGAACUGGUUGGUCAUUGGGCCCCGCCCACAACUGGCACAGCAGAUCAGCAGUACGCCAGACACAGGGACCUCGAAGCAAUGUCUUACGGUGACAGCUCUGCGGUGUUCGAGCAACGUGCUCUACACAUGGGACUUGAAGCCUCAGUCUUAAAGAUGUUUGUGGAUAAGGGAUACAAAAACAUGGCUUUGUUUGCAUUCAGCUGCAAUUAUGCUCCUGGGGCGGCCAGUGACAAGCCCUUUGUGGAGAUGUUACAAUCCACCCUUGGCCGGGACCCCAACCCUUCUGAGUUAAGCAUUCUUCGAAGGUUAUUCAACGAGAGUUAUGCCAAUGUUGCAGCAGACAUUGAGUCGCAGGUCAAACAGACUGACGAAAGUGUUUCAAGGAAGCUUGCACCAGCAGAGCGUGCAGAACGUUUGAAACUUCAGCAGGCAAAGCUUUCUGGUUUGUCGAUUAGAGGACAGUACGAACCAGCCGAUGCCUUAGUUGACAAGUGCUGCUCAUCUUAUGAAUCAGACCGCAUUUCUUACAUUGAGUGGAGCUUGUGCAUCAGCAGAGAGUAUGAACUUGCGAACAACUCGAAGAAAGAUACUGACCUGACUUUUACCAGUGACGGUAUGCUGAAGCUUGCCCGGACCUCGAAGAUUGAACCAAUGCAAAGCAUGUCUGAGAUCCAAGUGCGUUAUGCUCUUGUUAGGAGAGGACUAGCACUGGACCAGGCAAAUAUCAUGGAAUAUGAAAACCAUGACAAGCUUACUGAACUGUUGUUGGAAGUUCGCAUGCAAGAGCCUCCUUUGGGGUAUCAGAGGGUUUCUAUGAAACAGCUGGAAGCCGCAGACAAGAAGUUUUUCGUUUUGCUUGGUGAGGCUACCCGGUCAGGUAUCAAAGCUAACCAGACUGGACGGCCAUGUGACCAGGCAUUUGCAGGGGUCUUCAACAGCGCAGAGUUUCGACAUUUGUUGCAACCUCGCAUGAAUCAAGGUCGCAAGCGCCGAUCUGAGGUUGGACAAAGCAGUUCAACAAAGUUGAAGUUGGAUGCAACAACCCAAAAGCAGUGGGAUGUUGCGUCUACUGCCCAGGACAGCCAAGUUGCGCUGGCCGAUGAUAGUGGCAUGGAUGACUUGUCUAAGACAGAUUCAGCUGAUGGCAUUUUGCAAGGUGAACGGAAAAAGAAGACAGCAUUUCUUUGCAGCGAAGCUGAGUUCAUGGUUUUGGAAAAAUUUUGUGACGGCACCCACCCCCAUAAACAGUGGGGGUACGACUUCGAAAAGGGCGAGUUCAACACUGCCAAAGAAGCUGAGUAUCCAAAGGCCCUAUGUGAGCAAUAUGCAAAUGUUUUGGAACGACUGGCUUUUGGUUCCAAUUUUCAGCGGGCGACAAUAGACAGGCCUGAAAAGGUACGACCUCAACAGCAAGCAAAGGGUCGCGCUCUGCCACAAAUUAUUCCUGAAUUUGCUGCCGUCCGCACGGUCACCUCCAACGAGAUGCCUCCCAUCAACGACAAAAAGGUGCUGUCUUCGAGUUGGCACUCAAUACCAGCGGGAUCCAAACUUCUUCGAACUGAAGCAAAAAGGGGUGGUAGAGGGAUGCAAGACUUUGUGGAAGUUGCCAAGUCAGAGAUGCUUGGUAUCAUUCUGGAUACGUCCAAACACGGAUGCGUUGUGAUCGACAACAAGGACACUAGAAAAGCUGAGCUUGCUGCCGAGAUCAGAAAGAUCCUGGAGAGAGGGAACAUGGAUGUAGACACUUUACCUUCAGUUUUGGGGCGAGUUCAAUUUGCUGAAAUGAGAAUAUCUGGAAGGCAGGGCAAACUUGCUCUGGCUGACAUCAGGGAGUGGGAACGAUCUGCAAAGAUACAGAAACAGCUUGUGCUGGAUCCAGUUUCAAUGGAGGCCUUUAAGACUUUGCUUGCUAGGGUGACCUCGGGUAAACCCCAACAACUUUCUGCAGAUGUGCCUGAACGACCCGUCAUUAUUUUUACUGAUGGUGCGGUUGAGACAAACGAGAAUGGAAAUGUGGAAGCGACCAUUGGAGGAGUUCUCAUUUACGACAAUACAGUUCAGAUGUUUGGGAACCGAGUGGAUGACGAUGUUUUGAAAGACUGGAUGACCGAGCUUAACCACCCUGUCGGCUUGACAGAAAUGUAUGCGGUGGUGGUGGCCUUGGGUCUUUGGAAAGAUGUGAUGGCUGGUCGCCGUGUUAUUUGUUUUUGUGAUAACUGGACGGCCAUUGAUGUCUUCGUCAAGAGCUCGUCCCCAAUUAGGUGGUGGAGACGAUUGUUGCUGGCACUUGAGAAAAUAGAUGAGAAUCUCAACUGUUUGCUUUGGAUGGCGCGUGUUGCCUCGCCGAGUAAUGUUGCUGACCCUCCAAGCAGAGGACGAUGGGAUCAAGUGGAAUUCAUGAAACCUUUUGUUGUUCGACACCCGAGGUGUCCGAUUACUGGAAAGGCUCUGGAACGUUUGUAA
Cladocopium goreaui is the source of this 3387-nucleotide messenger RNA. The record is from the annotation of a GenBank genome assembly. NCBI's taxonomy places the organism in Eukaryota, Dinophyceae, Suessiales, Symbiodiniaceae.